UGGCACCCAUGAGGGGGCGACCAGCUCUAUGCAGAAUAAAGAGAAGACUGGCAUAUCUGGUAUCAUCUAAUGGGAGUGUAAUGGACGUCAUAUUAAUUAAUGACAUCGCUCAGAAGUGAUCUUCGUGAACGGAUGUCCAUUAUAUGUACAACUUUUAAAAUAUAAAUACUGCACCUUUAAUUAUUUCACUCAUUAAUAUACGCUGUAGAAACGAACAAGCCUAACCAGUUUUUACGAAUGAUGUAGACCAAGUCAUGUAUGUGGCGUUCUCCCCACCCUCGGCACAGCGGCUGAUGCUGAUGGGAGUAAGCUCAUUCUGACUCUCACAUCCUGAGCGGCGACACACUGUCACCCGCUCCUCCUCUAUUCUCUUCAUUGAACUUUGAGCAGCGCAUUUAUUCAUUUGUAGUCAGCAGCGAUUCGUCUCGUUAUUCAUAAGUGGAUAUAUGACAAGAGAAUUAAACCGCUCACGAGAGGGAUUCAUUACAAUGACGGUCAUCAACGGAGGAGACAUACGUGGACACUAGAUCGGUUUGAUCAGAACAGGACAUCCUGGAGGUUUUGAGUCUCAAGAGGAAGCCAUUCCCUAACAUUUCUAACAGCUCAAACCAGUGCCAAACGGGAACUGACUGGUUAUAGAAAACAGAUCGUGAGGGCGAUUAUUUUAUUUAAAGGUACAUGUAAAAACAGGAGCAACGGAGAGAAAGCUGUUUUGCAGGAGCCAGAGAAGAUCGUUAAAGUCUGUCCUUAACAAGCGAGAGAGAGGAUUUCAACUAACGGAGAGCUGCAUUUAAAUUUGGAAGUGGGGUUACACUACCAGGUCUCCUCAUACUGGAAAGCUAGUUGUCUGGCUGGAAACCUCCUUGCCUCGGACGCGCUGGGGGAAUAGAUUCCUGACAUGAGCGACUAACACCACUGACAAACAAUAACACACCGGCGGAUAAACGGCACUGAUCCCUGCGUGCGACCACCUGUUUCCAGCACAGACCAACCGGUGGUGUGAAGUUUGAGAACUAUUCCAUAAACAGAUCGCCCCCACCUUACCAUGCCUUUGUCCUUCAGUUCAUCUCGCCUUAUCCCCUUCUCCUUCAUUUCCUUGAUCCUCCCCAUCCUCCUCCUGUCUUUCUCCAUCCCUUCUCAAGCUGACUCCCAAGAUGUAGCCCAGUCUACUUCCAACUGUUCUUAUAAUGUCGUGUGUACAGAGGGGGUCCUUUUACCAGUGUGGAAUCCCCAGAAUCCCUCAGUUGGUGACAAAGUGGCCCGUGCCAUUGUGUACCUUGUGGCACUAGUCUACAUGUUCUUAGGUAUGUCAAUAAUUGCUGACCGCUUCAUGACUGCCAUCGAAGUUAUUACUUCUCAAGAAAAGGAGAUCACUACAAAGAGACCUAAUGGUAAAACGGUCACCACAACAGUUCGCAUAUGGAAUGAGACUGUCUCCAAUCUGACCCUCAUGGCUUUGGGUUCCUCAGCACCUGAGAUUUUGCUUUCAGUCAUUGAGGUCUGUGGGCACAAUUUUGAGGCUGGUACUCUUGGUCCCAACACCAUCGUGGGAAGUGCUGCGUUCAACAUGUUUGUGAUCAUUAGCCUCUGUGUCUAUGUGGUACCUGAAGGUGAAAGACGGAAGGUCAAACAUCUUCGGGUGUUUUUUGUGACUGCGGCAUGGAGCAUAUUUGCCUACAUCUGGCUCUAUCUUAUCCUCUCUGUGUUCUCGCCUGGUGAAGUGGAAGUGUGGGAAGCAGUGCUGACAUUCCUCUUCUUCCCUCUCUGUGUGGUCCAGGCCUGGAUUGCUGAUCGACGUUUGCUCUUUUACAAGUAUGUCCACAAACGGUACCGAACCGAUAAGGGCCGUGGAAUUAUUGUGUCCGAGGGUGGUGAGGAGGUUGGGAAGGAGGUAGGAUUCACAAAGAUGGACAUGCUGGAAAUUGAUGGAAUCACAACACAUCUGGACGGAAUGUUAGGAGGGGAAAGUGGGCUUGGUGGACAUAAUCAAGAGGAGGAGGCCAGGAGAGACAUGGCCAGAACUCUGAAGGAACUGAAGCAAAGACAUCCUGACAAAGACAUGGAGCAGCUCAUAGAGAUGGCCAACUAUCAGGUUUUAAUACAGCAGCAGAAGAGCAGAGCUUUCUACCGCAUUCAGGCGACAAGAAUGAUGAUUGGUGCUGGGAACAUCUUGAAGAAACACGCAGCGGAUCAGGCACGUAAAGUGGUCAGCAGUGGGGAACCUCGGGAGCAAGAGGAUGACCCUCUUGUUACAAGAAUAGACUUUGAACCUGCCCUCUACCAGUGCUUUGAGAACUGUGGCUCUUUAAAACUUACUGUGCAAAGGCAUGGAGGAGAUGCUGGGUGCACUGUUAAGGUGGACUACCACACAGAAGAUGGCACAGCCAAUGCCGGUUCUGACUAUGAAUUUGCUGAAGGGACACUCGUCUUCAAACCUGGCGAGAAUAUUAAAGAGAUCACCGUCGGCAUUAUUGAUGAUGACAUCUUUGAGGAAGAUGAAUACUUCUAUGUCCGCCUGAGCAAUCCCCGUAUAGUGGGGUGGGCUGAUGGACAUCCUAUUACUUUGGAGACUGGAGCACCUGCUCCAAGCGCAGCCCUUGGUGAGGCCCACACAGCAACUGUGACAGUCUACGAUGAUGACCACGCAGGAAUUUUCACAUUCGAAAGCGAAUUGGUGCGAGUUAGUGAAAGCAUCGGCAUCAUGCAGGUUAAGGUCUUGAGGACAUCAGGAGCACGUGGUCUGGUGGCGGUACCGUACCAUACAGUGGAUGGGACAGCUUACGGAGGGGAAGACUAUGAGGAAGUGUCUGGAAAACUGGAGUUCCAGAACGAUGAGACAAUGAAAACAAUCGAGGUGAAGAUUAUAGAUGAUGAAGAAUAUGAAAAGAAUAAGACCUUCAGCAUUGAGUUAGGAGAGCCAGUGCUGCUAGAGAUUGGGCAGAAACAUGGAGACUCUAAUGAGAAUAAGCCAGAGAUUGUGGUGGAGGAAGAGGAAGUAGCUAAAAUGGGAUGUCCUAGUCUGGGAGAACAUACCAGAUUGGAAGUGGUGAUUGAAGAGUCUUACGAAUUUAAGAGUACGGUGGAUAAACUCAUUAAGAAGACUAACUUGGCUCUGGUAGUCGGCAGCAGUAGCUGGAGAGAGCAGUUUGUUAGUGCUGUGACUGUGAGUGCAGGUGACGAUGAUGAGGAGGAGAGUGGUGAAGAGCGUCUUCCGUCCUGCUUUGAUUACAUCAUGCACUUCCUCACAGUCUUCUGGAAGGUUCUCUUUGCCUUCGUCCCACCCACAGAGUACUGGAAUGGAUGGGCAUGCUUCAUUGUGUCCAUCUGUCUGAUUGGUGUAUUGACGGCAGUCACAGGCGAUCUUGCCUCCCACUUUGGGUGCACUAUUGGCCUUAAGGAUUCAGUCACCGCCGUGGUCUUUGUUGCCCUGGGGACGUCUGUCCCAGACACUUUUGCCAGUAAGGUCGCUGCCAUCCAAGACCAGUAUGCAGAUGCCUCCAUUGGUAAUGUGACGGGCAGCAAUGCUGUCAAUGUUUUCCUCGGCAUCGGUGUGGCAUGGACCAUAGCUGCUGUAUACUGGAAUACCAAGGGCAAACCUUUCCACGUUGAUCCAGGUUCUCUGGCCUUCUCCGUCACACUCUUCACUGUUUUGGCUGUGGUGUGUUUCAGCGUGCUGUUGUAUCGCCGGCGCCCCUCAGUGGCUGGAGGAGAGCUUGGUGGUCCACGGACUUGCAAGAUAUUGACGUCCUUAUUCUUCAUUUCCCUCUGGCUGAUCUACAUCCUACUGGCCUCACUGGAAGCGUACUGCCACAUCACUGGAUUCUGAGGCAGCGAGGCCUCAUAUUCUUUCAGCUUAAAGAGGAAUAUAAAAAAUGGCCAGUGAAGGAGCAUUUGUUUUGUAUUAAUUAGAUAUUUAUCUUGAAAACUUUUAAAAGGUCUGAUAAGUCAGUUAUUGUCAUUUUUCAUUUUCUUCCAUAAAGGGAUAGUUCACCCAAAAAUAAAAUGAUGUCAUCAUUCACAGUUUUAAUGUUGUCCUAUAGAACACAAAAAGUUUUUUUUUUAUUUUCUUUUUUAAGAGGUUUACUUUUUGGGAACUACAUAAAGGUGAGAACUGUAAAUGAUCACUGAUUUUUCUUUUUUGUAUGAACUGUCCCUUUAAAUUAGUUAUGUAUUACACAUCAUUCCUUGUUCCCUCGCCUUACACUUGUAUCCAUCUCUUAGUGCUGUCUUGAAUCUAUCCAUACCAGUAACCAAUGACUCAGUUUUUUUUUUUACUCCUGUUUGAGCCAAUCCGAGCCUUUGGUUACUGAUUAAAGGGGUUUAUUUUUUUAACUCUCUUUUUAUUAUGUUAAGUGUCAGUAUUAUUCUCAUGUAGCUGUAAUGUUAAAAUAUAUUUAAAUGAACAGAAUGACCAAACAUGAACUUUCUAUUAUUAAGAGCAGACUAAACAAGUAGGAUGGACUUACUAUUGCUUGUGUAAGACGAAAAAUAUGUCUCAGGACUAAAUAAUAACCUGACAGAUGGUCUGAAAAGCAUGUCAAGUUCAAUAUUAUUCAUAUAUCAUGAAUGAAUGGUGACAUUAUUGGGAAGUCAAAUAGCAAAAAGGAAUAAAACGGAAAUUAAACUGAAAUAAUCCCAAAGAGGAUUGAAGAACAAUCUGAAAAUAAUGACAGUGAUGGUGCUGCAUAUAAUUAUGAAUAAUUUAAAUAUGUAUAUAAUGUCUGUGUAAGAAAGAAACCACUCAACCAAGAAUAAACAGCUCAACUGAUGUUCUCUUGAAAUACCAAACCAUGUAAUUGAUGUAAUUAGCUGUCUGUAUCUAUCUGUAUUUGUCUUGUCUCUUCACAGUCACACUCCUUGACAUCAAAUGUUCAACAGGAGAUACUAGCCUGUUAAUAUGAUGUGACAUUUGACAUGGUGACAAAUGCUCUUACUGACUGUGUACCAAACUGUAUCCCUUAGUUCACCCAAAAGUUACAAUUCUGACAGCAUUUAUUUACUCUCAUGUGAUUCCAAACUCAUAUGUCCUGUAGAACAUAAAAUCAAGCUGUUUAGCAGAAUGUUUGUGCUGCUCUUUCCCAUACAAGAACAACAGAAAGUGAAAAAUACGAAAAAUAAGUAUACUUUAAGUUCAUUUUAAGUAAACUUAAGUAAAUAAUUAUAUUUUCCAGGUAUACCUCAUGCAUUAAGUAUACUAAAAUCAAUGGACUUGUACACUGCCUGUAGUAGUAUACUUGUAAGUGUACAAAAUGUAGCCACUUUUUAGUUAAAAAGUAAUUUUAACCCCCGGUUUCUCAGACAAGGCUUAAGCUAGUCCCAGUCUAAAAUGCUUGUUUGAGCUGUCUCAGCUGAAAAUAUCUUGCUCCAUUGUCUCAAGAUGUACACCUGUAAAAUUUUUAUAAAAAGCUGCUUAAAUAUCUUAAUUUAACUAAGGCCUAGUCCUGGGUUAAGCUAAGCCCCUCUAUGAAACCGGGCCUAAGUUUACUUUAAGUGUAACAAUAGUAAACUUUGAGCAUUAUUUUACAUAUAAGUUUUUGUAUUACAACUAUAAUGUGAACUUCUCAAGUGAACUUACAGGUAUACUUUUAGUUUACUACUUAUAUACGUCUAGCCCACUUUUAUGACAUGAGGUUGCACAAGAACCAAAACAAACACAAGUACUUUUAUUUAUUGGUGUUGGCUGUAUUAUUAUGUUUGUUGCAGUGAAUUUUUAGUUGACACUGUUUCGGUGUUCACUGUCUAUCUGUUUCUGACUGCUGUGUAAUUAUUCUGUGAGACAUUCAGGAAGACAGUGGGAGGGUGGGAGGCAUCGACUCUUGCACACUUGAUGGAGAGCACAGAAAAAGAGUGAAUGAGACAGAUUUAGCAGUAGCGUAGAUAUUUAACCUUCAGAAGUAGCUUCUCUCCACAGUUUAGUACAGUAUUCGGAGUGAGAGAAUGUGCGCCCAGAGUAUUUUUAGUAUUAUCUUGUUGCUAGGCGACCCUUCGCCCAGAGAGUUAUUGUCUUGUCUAGGCCCAGUGAUGGGUGCUUUUGUGUGUAUGCGUGUUUGUGUUUGUGUGUGUGUGUGUGUAGUCUUCUGAUUAUUCCUUCAUUAAUGGUUUGAUGCAUUUCAUUGUUAAUUGUUCAGUAUUUUUCAUAAUGAGUAAAUCACCAAGUGCUUUUCUUUUCCUUUUAUAUAGCAGAUUUUAGUUGGAUUCUUCAUAUUUUUAUUUCUCACCAUGUCUCUUGGUUUGAUGCAUGAAACAUUCUUUUACCCUUGUUAAAUGUUUUAGAAGGUAUUGUCCUGGUAUCUUUUUUUAUGUAUUUUAUUUUAAAAAUAUCUUAAAUAAAUAAAUAAAUACAUCUUAUACCUUUUUAAGGAAUGGGUGACUUUUAUGUGUGCAUAAAACUUCAGCAAAAUACAUUGUUAGCGACUGUUAUGAGUGUCACUGAAUCAUUCACUCAAACAAUUUACUAACACUGAUUAGAACGAAACUCUGUUAAUGUGUGUUGCUCACAGACACUGGUGAAGAAACAGACACACACACAAAACACUGCAUCUAAAUUGCAAGGUGCUCAAUAUUACAGUUUUUUUGCAACUGCUUACAAAAUCUUUACUUUUCACACAAUUUCUGAAACCUGACACUUGAACACCAGAAACACAUACCACACUUUUUGCAAAACACAACACACAGUUCUCUAUGUAACACACAAAAAUCAAACAGGAAGUAUCUUCAUUUCCUUUUUCAAACACAACCAGUCAA
Messenger RNA from Cyprinus carpio (common carp), 6744 nucleotides. RefSeq names its product sodium/calcium exchanger 1-like. Gene Ontology annotation, molecular function: calcium:sodium antiporter activity. Lineage: Eukaryota; Metazoa; Chordata; Actinopteri; Cypriniformes; Cyprinidae. Gene Ontology annotation, biological process: sodium ion transmembrane transport; calcium ion import across plasma membrane; cell communication. Gene Ontology annotation, cellular component: postsynapse; axon; sarcolemma. The record is from RefSeq and is a predicted model, not a curated record.